Messenger RNA from Aspergillus versicolor CBS 583.65, 2263 nucleotides. RefSeq lists its product as uncharacterized. The transcript has 5 exons. Lineage: Eukaryota; Fungi; Ascomycota; Eurotiomycetes; Eurotiales; Aspergillaceae. The coding region runs from base 1 to 2043 and encodes 680 amino acids. The record is from RefSeq and is a predicted model, not a curated record.
AUGACGCAAAACGAAGGCAAGUCGUGCAACCGAUCUCAACGUCAAUUAAUGAAGCUAAAAUACAGCAAAGGACCUCAACCCGUGCCAUCAGGACUGCUCAUUCCUGUAUUUACCGGUGCGCAAAAGGUGACCUCCAGCUAUCAGCGACGAACUCAGCUCCAAUAUGCAUUUCUCAUUGCUCUGGCUGUGACCGGCUUUUACAAAUUCGAAGACCCUCAAAUCCGAGUUGCUGGACUCAGCUGCGCUUUCCCAGGAGCCGGCUUCCUUGCCGUCGGCGGUAUAUGGGGCGCUUUUGGGGUUAUUAUUUCUGUUGCCCUGAUUCCACUCUCACUAUUCGCCUGGUUCGGAGCAGGUGGGCUUGCAUUCGUUCUAGCAAAUUGGAUUAUCCCUGGCCUCGUUGCGACAGCAGUCACUGGUGAUGGGCUUUGGGAACCAGCAGCCCCAAUAGUAUUCACAUUUGUUGCUGGAGUAGCAGCUUAUGGUAUUAUUGCCGGUCGCUCGCGACAUUAUAAGGCCCUGGGCAUGCGAGAGAGCCGAAAUGGUCUCCUCCUGGAUGCAGAAUCGAAAUGGAGUGCGCGCGUUCAGUCUCUGCCAGACCCCGAUGAGAAACGCGAGCUGUCUAUCGAGGAACUUAGAAUGCUGCAACAUUUUGUCGAGGUGGCUCAUCAGGCUCCUGACGACUGGUCCAACUUUACAGUUAUUGAUCAGUUCCAGACUUCAGCACUGAGAUACCAGCUUUACUUCCUGCAAUACACCCUGGCAGUGGUGCAGAAAUACUAUAUGCCCAGCUUCCAGGGAUACAUCAAAACAGGCCAGGAAAGGUUGAUCGAGAGGAGCACCACGAAAGAUGUCAUGAAUUACUGGAAGUGGGAGUCUUUAUGGGGAAAGUUCACUUUCGACUGGGAUCCAGUGGUCCGCGAUAAUAUCAUGGUGACGGGCUACAUUGUGCUCUGCCUGUCUCUUUAUGAGAAACUCAAUGGCGAUGAUCGGUACCGUCAACCAAAUGCCCUUAACUUCCGAAUCACAGACAAAGCGAACUACCAUCACACCACGGAGAGCAUCUUUGAUGCACUGAUGAAAAAUUGGGAGAGUUGCUCGUACUGUCUCUUUCCCUGUGAGCCAAACUGGAUUUAUUCCUCAUGUAACUUGAUUGGCAUGGAAGGCGCCCUUGCCUAUGACUCGUAUAUGAAAACUGGCAGGGCCGCAAAACUCCUCCAUAAUCGGUUCCAACAAGGUCUCCAGGAAGACUUUAUGAAUCCAGAUGGGAGCAUUGUCGCCCUGAGAUCUGCGAUCAGUGUACUCGGUGACGUUUCAGGCGCGUUUGACUGCUCUCCGGGGAUGCCAGAAGUCGGGCGUCGACUAUGGCUGCUGUCGAAAGAAAGUAAUAUUCAAAAGGCCAAAACUGGAAAAUACUAUCUUGAAAACCUUGACCAGGGCCCGCGCCAAAUUGAUAACAAGUAUUUAGUGGGUGCCGAUAAGAUGGAUGUAGGCAAUUACCAGGCAGGCCCUGGCUUCGCACACUGUGCCUAUAGCAACUGCGCCACUGAGUUUGGCGAGUCCGACAUUGCUCAUGAUCUCAUUGCUGAAGUUGACGAGAAGCUACAUCCCCUCGUUGAGACCUCGGCCAAAAGUGGUGCCCUUACGAAUCGUGGCCUAUCCUUGCUCGCUACGACUUUUCUCUUCCGCGCCCGUAUUGGGAGGAGGAAGGACUGGGCUAAUCUGCUCACCGGUCCUGUCGAUGAGCAGGUUCGUGCAGCACCCAAGCUGGACAGUGUUCCCUUCCCAGAAGUCAUGGUGGCGCGUUGUCAUCCCGUGCGUGGUCCGGAGGGUAUACGCGUGGAAUUUCUUCUCCGGGGCCCAAAGAAGCCCAAGAAUAUAACGAUUGCCUUUACCGACCUACAGGAAGGUGUUGCGUAUCAUCUUGCUGCAUUAAAUAAUAAUCAAUGGGAGGAGGGUGUCACCGGCAUCAAGGCGGAUGGCAACGGCCGGGCCUACAUGCAGAUAGUGGUGGGAGAUCGAAGCGAGUUUGUCUUGAGGACUUGAGCUGCUCAUUGCACAAGUAUAACCAGUGUAUAUAUAGCAGCUCUCUAUAUUCUAUCUAGGUGUGAAAGCCAGUGAAUAGACUUCAGUCUCGUACUCAUUAUUGGGCCUUCGACCUGACCCGACGCGCUCUGAAUGGCAUCCAAUCGCAGCCGGAAAGUCCACCUUGUUCCCCCGAGGCAUAUAGCAUAACUAUAUAAAUCGCCCUUUCGUAGCCGAUUUG